AUGCCCUCGCCACACAUCCUUCCCUUCCUUCUCCUCCUCCUUCUCCCCGCCAUCGUGGCCGCUGCCGCCGGCCGUUGGUCCUUCCUCCAAUCGAGCAUCGGCAUCUCGGCCAUGCACAUGCAACUCCUCCACAACGACCGCGUCGUCAUCUUCGACCGCACCGACUUCGGCCUCUCCAACAUCUCCCUCGGCGGCGGCCGCUGCCGCCACGACCCCCACGAGAAAGUCGCUCCCGUCGACUGCACCGCCCACUCGGUAGAGUACGACCCUUCCUCGCCCACCGCCACCGACCCCUCCGCCUCCGCCGUCCGCCCCCUCAUGGUCCUCACCGAUGUCUGGUGCUCGUCCGGUGCCGUCUCCCCCGACGGCACCCUCGCCCAGGCCGGCGGAUUCAACGACGGCGACCGCGUCGUCCGCCUCUUCCGCCCGUGCUCCGACACCUCAUGCGACUGGCGGGAGGUCGGCUCCGCCCUCUCCCACCGUCGUUGGUACGCCACCUCCCACAUCCUCCCUGACGGCCGCCAGAUCAUCGUCGGCGGCCGCCGCCAGUUCAACUACGAGUUCUACCCCAAAUCCCCCUCCGUCACCGCCUCCUCCUCCUACAACCUCCCAUUCCUCGUCGAGACCAACGACCCCUCUGCAGAAAACAAUCUCUACCCCUUCGUCCUACUCAACACCGACGGCAACCUCUUCAUAUUUGCCAACAACCGAGCCAUACUCUUCGACUACACGAACGAUAAACUCGUCCGAACCUACCCCACCAUCCCGGGUGGCGACCCGCGCAACUACCCGAGCUCCGGCUCCGCCGUCCUCCUCCCGCUCUCCACCCAACCCGAGGUGCUCCUCUGCGGAGGAGCACCGAGGGGCUCCUUCGAACGUGUCCGUAGGGGAAAGUUCGAUCCCGCACUCGACACAUGCGGGAGGAUCCGACUCAACGACCCGAACCCGCAAUGGGCCAUGGAGCGGAUGCCGAUGGGUCGCGUCAUGAGCGAUAUGGUGCUCCUGCCCGACGGGAAUGUGUUGAUCGUGAAUGGAGCAGGAUCGGGCACGGCGGGUUGGGAGAACGGGCGGGACCCGGUGCUCUCGCCUCUCAUUUAUUAUCCCGACAGACGGGUCGGGUCGAGGUUCGAGGUGCAGAACCCGACCACGAUACCGAGAAUGUACCACUCGUCCGCGAUUCUGCUCACGGACGGGCGGGUGCUCGUGGGCGGGAGCAACCCGCAUAUUUAUUACAAUUUCACGGGGGUUCUGUACCCGACGGAUUUGAGCUUGGAGUCGUUUUCGCCUUCGUAUUUGGAUCCGGGCAACGGAUACUUGCGGCCGAGGAUUAUAUCACCCGCGUCCCAGUCCAGGAUAGGUUACGAGCAGUUGGUUCCGGUCCGGUUCACGAUCCCACCGGGUCGGUUGGAUUGGGAUUCGGUUAGGGUCACGAUGAUUGCACCGGCGUUUGCGACCCACUCGUUUUCGAUGAACCAGAGGCUAUUGGUGCUGACACGGUUGGAUAUGAAGGCGGUGGCGAAGUCUACAUAUCAGGUCCGGGUUGCCGCGCCCGGGUCGGGCAACAUUGCACCGUCGGGUUAUUAUAUGGUGUUUGUGGUCCACAAGAAUAUUCCAAGUGCGUGGCCCGAGUCGAAGAGCUUCAAUGAUGACGGGAUGGAACUAAUACCACAUACGUGGAAAGGAAUUUGUCAGUCUGGUGAUGCGUUCAAGUCAUCAAACUGUAAUAGGAAGAUAAUCGGCACACGGUACUACUACAAGGGCGCCGAAGUCGAGGCUGGUCCGGUGAACCGAACAAUAGACUUCCUUUCUCCCCGUGACUCACACGGGCACGGGACCCACAUAGCAUCCACGACUGCCGGGCGACGGGUCAACAACGUCUCGUCAAGCACCGGCUUUUGCCCAGGCAACUCCACCGGUGGCGCCCCGCUAGCACGCCUCGCCAUUUACAAGGUGGACUGGUGGUCCAUAUGGACCGUAUCGGAAGCUGACAUUCUGGCCGCCUUCGACGACGCCAUAGCCAAUGGAGUCCACAUCAUUAGCGUCUCAAUUAACAGCUAUGAUCCAAACCCUUACGCCUCGAGCAACAUAACGGUCGGGGCAUUCCACGCGGCCCGAUAUGGCAUUGUCGUGGCCUGCAGUGCGGGGAAUGAUAGCCCUGUGCAUAACGAGGCCCCAUGGAUGGUCACGGUCGGCGCCACCAGCGUGGACAGGAUGUUCUACGCGCCAGUUUCGCUCGGGAACAACCUUACAAUCCCGGGUCAGACAAUAACUCCGCAUAAGUUGAAAAGAAAACAUUACUAUACAUUAGUUUCUGCAGAUCAAGUGAUCAACUCUGGCGUAGCCAAAAACUUAACGAGGGAAUGCCCAAAAGGCUCUCUAUCUCCCAAGAAGGCCAAGGGAAAAAUCAUACUGUGUUUUGCAGAAAGCGAUGGAAUUAAUUGGAUGAAAGGGGAGGAGGUAUUAAAAGCCAGCGGUUAUGGUCUCAUCCUCACAAGUAAGAAAGCCGAAGGAAACACCUUAACUAUAACUGCCGAUGAACAUCUCCUUCCAGCCACAACCGUAAGCUACACCGAUGGCCUCACAAUCUUGGAAUACAUUCAAAUUGCAAAAAGUCCACAGGCAUAUAUCGUGCCAGCUAAGACGAUUUUAGGCGUCAAACCAGCACCUAUAACGUGUCCUUUUACCGGCAAAGGCCCCAGCACAAUAUCUCCAGACGUUCUCAAGCCAGAUAUCAGUACGGCUCCGGUUCUCCGUAUAUUAGCAGCUUAUAAAGAAGGAUCUCCGUUGGUUCCUGACCCUGUUGAUAUCCUAGAUAAAUAUUGGAUGAUGUCGGGCACGUCAAUGGCGUGCCCACACGUGGCCGGUGCCUUGGCUCUUCUCAAGGCUGUGCAUCCUCAUUGGAGCCCCUCUGCCCUACAAUCUGCUCUCAUGACAUCUGCGACACUCAUAAACAACGAGGGUAACCCCAUCACUGAUCACACCGGUGUCCCAGCCACCCCGUUUGUGCUCGGGUCGGGUUAUUUCAACCCGACAAAGGCAGUCGACCCGGGACUCGUCUACGACGCUUCAUACACGGACUAUCUCAUCUUCCUCUGCAGCAUUGGAGUUAAUAAUCUCACCGGUUCCUUUAAAUGUCCGAAAAACCCAUCAUCUCCAGGCAAUCUUAACUACCCGUCCAUCGCGAUACCGAAACCUUAG
This is a messenger RNA of Striga hermonthica, 3198 nucleotides long. The record is from the annotation of a GenBank genome assembly. Lineage: Eukaryota; Viridiplantae; Streptophyta; Magnoliopsida; Lamiales; Orobanchaceae.